Mesorhabditis spiculigera is the source of this 27792-nucleotide messenger RNA. The record is from the annotation of a GenBank genome assembly. Lineage: Eukaryota; Metazoa; Nematoda; Chromadorea; Rhabditida; Rhabditidae.
AUGUCCGACCCACAUGAUAGGGCGGCUCAGGCCGUCUCACAAAUCGUCCCCGCGGACGAGGCAUCCGGUUUGGAUGAGCGACACCGCGUCGCUGUCGCUGGCCAAUCAGGCCCAACCCAUCCAUCCGGACAGCCCACGACAACCACCGAGGAUCCAGCCGGAGACGUCGAUGCGCGUCUACUAGGUUUCGAAGAUGUACGACUCCCCGCCAAGGGCGCUUUGGACGGACAGUACGUCGUCAACGUCGACCAACCCGCCGACGUCUCCCACAUGGGCGUGAUGGGAGCCGGCAUUGCCGACCAAUUUGUCGACAUUUCGAAGAAAGAAGCACAAGCCGCUGUGGGCGCAGUGGCCGGUGCCUCCGAGCAGCUCGACAGCGCUAACGCCGGCAUCUAUGCACUUGCCUCUGGUCUUCUGGGCGGAAAGACCGCGGGCAGCUCAUCGGGCCCCACCUCGAGCCUUGCCUCCUUCUCCGAGAUUGACGACGUUAUGGGCGAUAACGGCGUCACCAAGUCUCAACUUUACAUCAGCAGCCAUUCGAGCGGCAUGGGCGAGCCGUUCGGUGCUUUCUCCGAUCGUGAAGAUCUGGUCAGGAGCAUAUACGAAACCGAUCCGUUUAAUGACCCGGGGCGAAGGGUUACGGAGGUGACGUUGAACAUUUUCUUGUCGCGCGGAGGGAAGCACUAUGCAGUCGGCCCACUCACACAAGACGAAGACAUGGAGCAGGAGCAAUAUUCCGAAUCUGAGGCCUGGAAGUCGAGCAGCGAGAAAAAAGCACCCUCUGCAAUCGGACUCGGGGCCGAGAAUGUCCGAGCCUUCUCCGACUCCGAGGACGACGAGGAUGCCAAGUCCAUGUCCAUGGAGCUUAUCGAUAAGGAGCUCGUCGAAGAGCUUGAGCAACAGCUUGAUGAAAAGGCGCCGACGCCCACUCAGUCUGAGCUCGAGGAGCCGUUGGCGAAGAAGUUGAAGGAGGCAAAUGAACCUCUUGAGAUCAUCACCAACCAACAAAUGAUGCAAGCCAUGAUGCAGAGCAAGAUGCCGAUAGAAUCCCCUCCAACCGAAGCCUCCUCUUACAUGUCUGAAGGCGGUUGGGAAGUCCUCCAAGACACUAUGACAGCCAGUGUACAUUCCGACGAAACGAGCAGUCAACCUAGUCUCGUCCAUUCUGAGGACUGGGAUCAAGCCCACGCCUUCUCACUCCAGCAAGCCCUCCUCGGCGAAAUGGCCCUCCAAACCAAAUCAGACCCUAUCUAUGAUGGCGACAAAGAUAAACCGGAAAGCGAAGGACUCGCGGAGAAACGGAAAAGAACCGAUUCCACCGAAAGCAACACCACUCUCGGAGAUAACAAUUAUGAUGUUGUGGCCGACGCUGAUGAAAGCCGCUACGCUGAGAUCCUGAAGACGCCAACUAGGGAAACCCGUGAUGCGGCCUUCUUUGAUGAAGCCCAAACAUCUCAACAGCACCUAACUCCCGAAGCCGUGCCCGCGGAAACUUCCACACCCGAGGAAAAGAAAAAGAAAAAGUCCGAAGAAUCUCAGGGCGAACAAAGCUCCUCAGCAACCGAUGCGACGCAAGCCGCUGCAGACCAGGCGGAAGUCGAAAACGAACCCCUUUCCGCUGACACCCAAUUCAAUACGGUAACCAUCGUUAACGAUGAGGCUCAACUACACGACCACCAACAAAUCGCUUCCGAUUCCACCGAAGCUCAACCAACUGAAGCCCCAGCUGCCGAUCUGGCUGCUGAAAACGUCGAGAAGCCUGAGGAACACGUCGAGGAGCAGCACAUUGCUGUCACCGAGGUUGAACCUGUUGAAGGCGAGAAACCCGCUGAGGAUGUCGCCGUCGUCCACCACGAGGCCGAAGAGACCAAGCCAACUGAGGAGGGCGAGGUUCAGCAACUGGACGACCAACAAAUCGCUUCUGAUUCGACCGAGGCUCAACCAACUGAAGCCCCAGCUGCCGAUCUGGCUGCUGAAAACGUCGAGAAGCCUGAGGAACACGUCGAGGAGCAGCACAUUGCUGUCACCGAGGUUGAACCUGUUGAAGGCGAGAAACCCGCUGAGGAUGUCGCCGUCGUCCACCACGAGGCCGAAGAGACCAAGCCAACUGAGGAGGGCGAGGUUCAGCAACUGGACGACCAACAAAUCGCUUCUGAUUCGACCGAGGCUCAACCAACUGAAGCCCCAGCUGCCGAUCUGGCUGCUGAAAACGUCGAGAAGCCUGAGGAACACGUCGAGGAGCAGCACAUUGCUGUCACCGAGGCUGAACCUGUUGAAGGCGAGAAACACGCUGAGGAUGUCGCCGUCGUCCACCACGAGGCCGAAGAGACCAAGCCAACUGAGGAGGGCGCGGCUCAGCACAUCGACGAUCAACAAAUCGCUUCCGAUUCGACCGAGGCUCAACCAACUGAAGCCCCAGCUGCCGAUCUGGCUGCUGAACAAGUCGAGCAGCCUGAGGAACACGUCGAGGAGCAGCACAUUGCUGUCACCGAGGCUGAACCUGUUGAAGGCGAGAAACACGCUGAGGAUGUCGCCGUCGUCCACCACGAGGCCGAAGAGACCAAGCCAACUGAGGAGGGCGAGGCUCAGCACAUCGACGAUCAACAAAUCGCUUCCGAUUCGACCGAGGCUCAACCAACUGAAGCCCCAGCUGCCGAUCUGGCUGCUGAACAAAUCGAGAAGCCUGAGGAACACGUCGAGGAGCAGCACAUUGCUGUCACCGAGGCUGAACCUGUUGAAGGCGAGAAACCCGCUGAGGAUGUUGCCGUCGUCCACCACGAGGCCGAAGAGACCAAGCCAACUGAGGAGGGCGAGGCUCAGCAACUCGACGACCAACAAAUCGCUUCUGAUUCGACCGAGGCUCAACCAACUGAAGCCCCAGCUGCCGAUCUGGCUGCUGAACAAGUCGAGCAGCCUGAGGAACACGUCGAGGAGCAGCACAUUGCUGUCACCGAGGCUGAACCUGUUGAAGGCGAGAAACCCGCUGAGGAUGUUGCCGUCGUCCACCACGAGGCCGAAGAGACCAAGCCAACUGAGGAGGGCGCGGCUCAGCACAUCGACGAUCAACAAAUCGCUUCUGAUUCGACCGAGGCUCAACCAACUGAAGCCCCAGCUGCCGAUCUGGCUGCUGAAAACGUCGAGAAGCCUGAGGAACACGUCGAGGAGCAGCACAUUGCUGUCACCGAGGCUGAACCUGUUGAAGGCGAGAAACCCGCUGAGGAUGUUGCCGUCGUCCACCACGAGGCCGAAGAGACCAAGCCAACUGAGGAGGGCGAGGUUCAGCAACUGGACGACCAACAAAUCGCUUCUGAUUCGACCGAGGCUCAACCAACUGAAGCCCCAGCUGCCGAUCUGGCUGCUGAAAACGUCGAGAAGCCUGAAGAACACGUCGAGGAGCAGCACAUUGCUGUCACCGAGGCUGAACCUGUUGAAGGCGAGAAACCCGCUGAGGAUGUUGCCGUCGUCCACCACGAGGCCGAAGAGACCAAGCCAACUGAGGAGGGCGAGGUUCAGCAACUGGACGACCAACAAAUCGCUUCUGAUUCGACCGAGGCUCAACCAACUGAAGCCCCAGCUGCCGAUCUGGCUGCUGAACAAGUCGAGCAGCCUGAGGAACACGUCGAGGAGCAGCACAUUGCUGUCACCGAGGCUGAACCUGUUGAAGGCGAGAAACCCGCUGAGGAUGUUGCCGUCGUCCACCACGAGGCCGAAGAGACCAAGCCAACUGAGGAGGGCGAGGCUCAGCAACUGGACGACCAACAAAUCGCUUCUGAUUCGACCGAGGCUCAACCAACUGAAGCCCCAGCUGCCGAUCUGGCUGCUGAACAAGUCGAGCAGCCUGAGGAACACGUCGAGGAGCAGCACAUUGCUGUCACCGAGGCUGAACCUGUUGAAGGCGAGAAACCCGCUGAGGAUGUUGCCGUCGUCCACCACGAGGCCGAAGAGACCAAGCCAACUGAGGAGGGCGAGGCUCAGCAACUCGACGACCAACAAAUCGCUUCUGACUCGACCGAGGCUCCACCAACUGAAGCCCCAGCUGCCGAUCUGGCUGCUGAAAACGUCGAGAAGCCUGAGGAACACGUCGAGGAGCAGCACAUUGCUGUCACCGAGGCUGAACCUGUUGAAGGCGAGAAACCCGCUGAGGAUGUUGCCGUCGUCCACCACGAGGCCGAAGAGACCAAGCCAACUGAGGAGGGCGAGGCUCAGCAACUGGACGACCAACAAAUCGCUUCUGAUUCGACCGAGGCUCAACCAACUGAAGCCCCAGCUGCCGAUCUGGCUGCUGAACAAGUCGAGCAGCCUGAGGAACACGUCGAGGAGCAGCACAUUGCUGUCACCGAGGCUGAACCUGUUGAAGGCGAGAAACCCGCUGAGGAUGUUGCCGUCGUCCACCACGAGGCCGAAGAGACCAAGCCAACUGAGGAGGGCGAGGCUCAGCAACUGGACGACCAACAAAUCGCUUCUGAUUCGACCGAGGCUCAACCAACUGAAGCCCCAGCUGCCGAUCUGGCUGCUGAACAAGUCGAGCAGCCUGAGGAACACGUCGAGGAGCAGCACAUUGCUGUCACCGAGGUUGAACCUGUUGAAGGCGAGAAACCCGCUGAGGAUGUUGCCGUCGUCCACCACGAGGCCGAAGAGACCAAGCCAACUGAGGAGGGCGCGGCUCAGCACAUCGACGAUCAACAAAUCGCUUCUGAUUCGACCGAGGCUCAACCAACUGAAACCCCAGCUGCCGAUCUGGCUGCUGAACAAGUCGAGCAGCCUGAGGAACACGUCGAGGAGCAGCACAUUGCUGUCACCGAGGCUGAACCUGUUGAAGGCGAGAAACCCGCUGAGGAUGUUGCCGUCGUCCACCACGAGGCCGAAGAGACCAAGCCAACUGAGGAGGGCGAGGCUCAGCAACUCGACGACCAACAAAUCGCUUCUGACUCGACCGAGGCUCCACCAACUGAAGCCCCAGCUGCCGAUCUGGCUGCUGAAAACGUCGAGAAGCCUGAGGAACACGUCGAGGAGCAGCACAUUGCUGUCACCGAGGCUGAACCUGUUGAAGGCGAGAAACCCGCUGAGGAUGUUGCCGUCGUCCACCACGAGGCCGAAGAGACCAAGCCAACUGAGGAGGGCGAGGCUCAGCAACUGGACGACCAACAAAUCGCUUCUGAUUCGACCGAGGCUCAACCAACUGAAGCCCCAGCUGCCGAUCUGGCUGCUGAACAAGUCGAGCAGCCUGAGGAACACGUCGAGGAGCAGCACAUUGCUGUCACCGAGGCUGAACCUGUUGAAGGCGAGAAACCCGCUGAGGAUGUUGCCGUCGUCCACCACGAGGCCGAAGAGACCAAGCCAACUGAGGAGGGCGAGGCUCAGCAACUGGACGACCAACAAAUCGCUUCUGAUUCGACCGAGGCUCAACCAACUGAAGCCCCAGCUGCCGAUCUGGCUGCUGAACAAGUCGAGCAGCCUGAGGAACACGUCGAGGAGCAGCACAUUGCUGUCACCGAGGUUGAACCUGUUGAAGGCGAGAAACCCGCUGAGGAUGUUGCCGUCGUCCACCACGAGGCCGAAGAGACCAAGCCAACUGAGGAGGGCGCGGCUCAGCACAUCGACGAUCAACAAAUCGCUUCUGAUUCGACCGAGGCUCAACCAACUGAAACCCCAGCUGCCGAUCUGGCUGCUGAAAACGUCGAGAAGCCUGAGGAACACGUCGAGGAGCAGCACAUUGCUGUCACCGAGGCUGAACCUGUUGAAGGCGAGAAACCCGCUGAGGAUGUUCCCGUCGUCCACCACGAGGCCGAAGACACCAAGCCAACUGAGGAGGGCGCGGCUCAGCACAUCGACGAUCAACAAAUCGCUUCUGAUUCGACCGAGGCUCAACCAACUGAAACCCCAGCUGCCGAUCUGGCUGCUGAACAAGUCGAGCAGCCUGAGGAACACGUCGAGGAGCAGCACAUUGCUGUCACCGAGGCUGAACCUGUUGAAGGCGAGAAACCCGCUGAGGAUGUUGCCGUCGUCCACCACGAGGCCGAAGAGACCAAGCCAACUGAGGAGGGCGAGGCUCAGCAACUCGACGACCAACAAAUCGCUUCUGACUCGACCGAGGCUCCACCAACUGAAGCCCCAGCUGCCGAUCUGGCUGCUGAAAACGUCGAGAAGCCUGAGGAACACGUCGAGGAGCAGCACAUUGCUGUCACCGAGGCUGAACCUGUUGAAGGCGAGAAACCCGCUGAGGAUGUUGCCGUCGUCCACCACGAGGCCGAAGAGACCAAGCCAACUGAGGAGGGCGAGGCUCAGCAACUGGACGACCAACAAAUCGCUUCUGAUUCGACCGAGGCUCAACCAACUGAAGCCCCAGCUGCCGAUCUGGCUGCUGAACAAGUCGAGCAGCCUGAGGAACACGUCGAGGAGCAGCACAUUGCUGUCACCGAGGCUGAACCUGUUGAAGGCGAGAAACCCGCUGAGGAUGUUGCCGUCGUCCACCACGAGGCCGAAGAGACCAAGCCAACUGAGGAGGGCGAGGUUCAGCAACUGGACGACCAACAAAUCGCUUCUGAUUCGACCGAGGCUCAACCAACUGAAGCCCCAGCUGCCGAUCUGGCUGCUGAAAACGUCGAGAAGCCUGAAGAACACGUCGAGGAGCAGCACAUUGCUGUCACCGAGGCUGAACCUGUUGAAGGCGAGAAACCCGCUGAGGAUGUUGCCGUCGUCCACCACGAGGCCGAAGAGACCAAGCCAACUGAGGAGGGCGAGGUUCAGCAACUGGACGACCAACAAAUCGCUUCUGAUUCGACCGAGGCUCAACCAACUGAAGCCCCAGCUGCCGAUCUGGCUGCUGAAAACGUCGAGAAGCCUGAAGAACACGUCGAGGAGCAGCACAUUGCUGUCACCGAGGCUGAACCUGUUGAAGGCGAGAAACCCGCUGAGGAUGUUGCCGUCGUCCACCACGAGGCCGAAGAGACCAAGCCAACUGAGGAGGGCGAGGUUCAGCAACUGGACGACCAACAAAUCGCUUCUGAUUCGACCGAGGCUCAACCAACUGAAGCCCCAGCUGCCGAUCUGGCUGCUGAACAAGUCGAGCAGCCUGAGGAACACGUCGAGGAGCAGCACAUUGCUGUCACCGAGGCUGAACCUGUUGAAGGCGAGAAACACGCUGAGGAUGUCGCCGUCGUCCACCACGAGGCCGAAGAGACCAAGCCAACUGAGGAGGGCGCGGCUCAGCACAUCGACGAUCAACAAAUCGCUUCUGAUUCGACCGAGGCUCAACCAACUGAAGCCCCAGCUGCCGAUCUGGCUGCUGAAAACGUCGAGAAGCCUGAGGAACACGUCGAGGAGCAGCACAUUGCUGUCACCGAGGCUGAACCUGUUGAAGGCGAGAAACCCGCUGAGGAUGUUGCCGUGGUCCACCACGAGGCCGAAGAGACCAAGCCAACUGAGGAGGGCGCGGCUCAGCACAUCGACGAUCAACAAAUCGCUUCUGAUUCGACCGAGGCUCAACCAACUGAAACCCCAGCUGCCGAUCUGGCUGCUGAAAACGUCGAGAAGCCUGAGGAACACGUCGAGGAGCAGCACAUUGCUGUCACCGAGGCUGAACCUGUUGAAGGCGAGAAACCCGCUGAGGAUGUUCCCGUCGUCCACCACGAGGCCGAAGACACCAAGCCAACUGAGGAGGGCGCGGCUCAGCACAUCGACGAUCAACAAAUCGCUUCUGAUUCGACCGAGGCUCAACCAACUGAAACCCCAGCUGCCGAUCUGGCUGCUGAACAAGUCGAGCAGCCUGAGGAACACGUCGAGGAGCAGCACAUUGCUGUCACCGAGGCUGAACCUGUUGAAGGCGAGAAACCCGCUGAGGAUGUUGCCGUCGUCCACCACGAGGCCGAAGAGACCAAGCCAACUGAGGAGGGCGAGGCUCAGCAACUCGACGACCAACAAAUCGCUUCUGACUCGACCGAGGCUCCACCAACUGAAGCCCCAGCUGCCGAUCUGGCUGCUGAAAACGUCGAGAAGCCUGAGGAACACGUCGAGGAGCAGCACAUUGCUGUCACCGAGGCUGAACCUGUUGAAGGCGAGAAACCCGCUGAGGAUGUUGCCGUCGUCCACCACGAGGCCGAAGAGACCAAGCCAACUGAGGAGGGCGAGGCUCAGCAACUGGACGACCAACAAAUCGCUUCUGAUUCGACCGAGGCUCAACCAACUGAAGCCCCAGCUGCCGAUCUGGCUGCUGAACAAGUCGAGCAGCCUGAGGAACACGUCGAGGAGCAGCACAUUGCUGUCACCGAGGCUGAACCUGUUGAAGGCGAGAAACCCGCUGAGGAUGUUGCCGUCGUCCACCACGAGGCCGAAGAGACCAAGCCAACUGAGGAGGGCGAGGUUCAGCAACUGGACGACCAACAAAUCGCUUCUGAUUCGACCGAGGCUCAACCAACUGAAGCCCCAGCUGCCGAUCUGGCUGCUGAAAACGUCGAGAAGCCUGAAGAACACGUCGAGGAGCAGCACAUUGCUGUCACCGAGGCUGAACCUGUUGAAGGCGAGAAACCCGCUGAGGAUGUUGCCGUCGUCCACCACGAGGCCGAAGAGACCAAGCCAACUGAGGAGGGCGAGGUUCAGCAACUGGACGACCAACAAAUCGCUUCUGAUUCGACCGAGGCUCAACCAACUGAAGCCCCAGCUGCCGAUCUGGCUGCUGAAAACGUCGAGAAGCCUGAAGAACACGUCGAGGAGCAGCACAUUGCUGUCACCGAGGCUGAACCUGUUGAAGGCGAGAAACCCGCUGAGGAUGUUGCCGUCGUCCACCACGAGGCCGAAGAGACCAAGCCAACUGAGGAGGGCGAGGUUCAGCAACUGGACGACCAACAAAUCGCUUCUGAUUCGACCGAGGCUCAACCAACUGAAGCCCCAGCUGCCGAUCUGGCUGCUGAACAAGUCGAGCAGCCUGAGGAACACGUCGAGGAGCAGCACAUUGCUGUCACCGAGGCUGAACCUGUUGAAGGCGAGAAACACGCUGAGGAUGUCGCCGUCGUCCACCACGAGGCCGAAGAGACCAAGCCAACUGAGGAGGGCGCGGCUCAGCACAUCGACGAUCAACAAAUCGCUUCUGAUUCGACCGAGGCUCAACCAACUGAAGCCCCAGCUGCCGAUCUGGCUGCUGAAAACGUCGAGAAGCCUGAGGAACACGUCGAGGAGCAGCACAUUGCUGUCACCGAGGCUGAACCUGUUGAAGGCGAGAAGCCCGCUGAGGAUGUUGCCGUGGUCCACCACGAGGCCGAAGAAAUCAAGCCAACUGAGGAGGGCGAGGCUCAGCAACUCGACGAUCAACAAAUCGCUUCCGAUUCGACCGAAGCUCAACCAACUGAAACCCCAGCUGCCGAUCUGGCUGCUGAACAAGUCGAGAAGCCUGAGGAACACGUCGAGGAGCAGCACAUUGCUGUCACCGAGGCUGAACCUGUUGAAGGCGAGAAGCCCGCUGAGGAUGUUGCCGUGGUCCACCACGAGGCCGAAGAAAUCAAGCCAACUGAGGAGGGCGAGGCUCAGCAACUGGACGACCAACAAAUCGCUUCUGAUUCGACCGAGGCUCAACCAACUGAAGCCCCAGCUGCCGAUCUGGCUGCUGAACAAGUCGAGCAGCCUGAGGAACACGUCGAGGAGCAGCACAUUGCUGUCACCGAGGCUGAACCUGUUGAAGGCGAGAAACACGCUGAGGAUGUCGCCGUCGUCCACCACGAGGCCGAAGAGACCAAGCCAACUGAGGAGGGCGCGGCUCAGCACAUCGACGAUCAACAAAUCGCUUCUGAUUCGACCGAGGCUCAACCAACUGAAGCCCCAGCUGCCGAUCUGGCUGCUGAAAACGUCGAGAAGCCUGAGGAACACGUCGAGGAGCAGCACAUUGCUGUCACCGAGGCUGAACCUGUUGAAGGCGAGAAACCCGCUGAGGAUGUUGCCGUCGUCCACCACGAGGCCGAAGAGACCAAGCCAACUGAGGAGGGCGAGGUUCAGCAACUGGACGACCAACAAAUCGCUUCUGAUUCGACCGAGGCUCAACCAACUGAAGCCCCAGCUGCCGAUCUGGCUGCUGAAAACGUCGAGAAGCCUGAGGAACACGUCGAGGAGCAGCACAUUGCUGUCACCGAGGCUGAACCUGUUGAAGGCGAGAAACCCGCUGAGGAUGUUGCCGUCGUCCACCACGAGGCCGAAGAGACCAAGCCAACUGAGGAGGGCGAGGUUCAGCAACUGGACGACCAACAAAUCCCUUCUGAUUCGACCGAGGCUCAACCAACUGAAGCCCCAGCUGCCGAUCUGGCUGCUGAACAAGUCGAGCAGCCUGAGGAACACGUCGAGGAGCAGCACAUUGCUGUCACCGAGGCUGAACCUGUUGAAGGCGAGAAACACGCUGAGGAUGCUCAACCAACUGAAGCCCCAGCUGCCGAUCUGGCUGCUGAAAACGUCGACAAGCCUGAGGAACACGUCGAGGAGCAGCACAUUGCUGUCACCGAGGCUGAACCUGUUGAAGGCGAGAAACCCGCUGAGGAUGUUGCCGUGGUCCACCACGAGGCCGAAGAGACCAAGCCAACUGAGGAGGGCGCGGCUCAGCAAAUCGACGAUCAACAAAUCGCUUCUGAUUCGACCGAGGCUCAACCAACUGAAGCCCCAGCUGCCGAACUGGCUGCUGAAAAAGUCGAGAAGCCUGAGGAACACGUCGAGGAGCAGCACAUUGCUGUCACCGAGGCUGAACCUGUUGAAGGCGAGAAGCCCGCUGAGGAUGUUGCCGUGGUCCACCACGAGGCCGAAGAAAUCAAGCCAACUGAGGAGGGCGAGGCUCAGCAACUCGACGAUCAACAAAUCGCUUCCGAUUCGACCGAAGCUCAACCAACUGAAACCCCAGCUGCCGAUCUGGCUGCUGAAAACGUCGACAAGCCUGAGGAACACGUCGAGGAGCAGCACAUUGCUGUCACCGAGGCUGAACCUGUUGAAGGCGAGAAGCCCGCUGAGGAUGUUGCCGUCGUCCACCACGAGGCCGAAGAAACCAAGCCAACUGAGGAGGGCGCGGCUCAGCAAAUCGACGAUCAACAAAUCGCUUCUGAUUCGACCGAGGCUCAACCAACUGAAACCCCAGCUGCCGAUCUGGCUGCUGAAAACGUCGAGAAGCCUGAGGAACACGUCGAGGAGCAGCACAUUGCUGUCACCGAGGCUGAACCUGUUGAAGGCGAGAAACCCGCUGAGGAUGUUGCCGUCGUCCACCACGAGGCCGAAGAGACCAAGCCAACUGAGGAGGGCGAGGCUCAGCAACUCGACGACGAACAAAUCGCUUCUGAUUCGACCGAGGCUCAACCAACUGAAGCCCCAGCUGCCGAUCUGGCUGCUGAACAAGUCGAGAAGCCUGAGGAACACGUCGAGGAGCAGCACAUUGCUGUCACCGAGGCUGAACCUGUUGAAGGCGAGAAACCCGCUGAGGAUGUUGCCGUCGUCCACCACGAGGCCGAAGAGACCAAGCCAACUGAGGAGGGCGAGGCUCAGCAACUCGACAACCAACAAAUCGCUUCUGACUCGACCGAGGCUCCACCAACUGAAGCCCCAGCUGCCGAUCUGGCUGCUGAAAACGUCGAGAAGCCUGAGGAACACGUCGAGGAGCAGCACAUUGCUGUCACCGAGGCUGAACCUGUUGAAGGCGAGAAACCCGCUGAGGAUGUUGCCGUCGUCCACCACGAGGCCGAAGAGGCCAAGCCAACUGAGGAGGGCGAGGCUCAGCAACUGGACGACCAACAAAUCGCUUCUGAUUCGACCGAGGCUCAACCAACUGAAGCCCCAGCUGCCGAUCUGGCUGCUGAACAAGUCGAGCAGCCUGAGGAACACGUCGAGGAGCAGCACAUUGCUGUCACCGAGGCUGAACCUGUUGAAGGCGAGAAACACGCUGAGGAUGUCGCCGUCGUCCACCACGAGGCCGAAGAGACCAAGCCAACUGAGGAGGGCGCGGCUCAGCACAUCGACGAUCAACAAAUCGCUUCUGAUUCGACCGAGGCUCAACCAACUGAAGCCCCAGCUGCCGAUCUGGCUGCUGAAAACGUCGAGAAGCCUGAGGAACACGUCGAGGAGCAGCACAUUGCUGUCACCGAGGCUGAACCUGUUGAAGGCGAGAAGCCCGCUGAGGAUGUUGCCGUGGUCCACCACGAGGCCGAAGAAAUCAAGCCAACUGAGGAGGGCGAGGCUCAGCAACUCGACGAUCAACAAAUCGCUUCCGAUUCGACCGAAGCUCAACCAACUGAAGCCCCAGCUGCCGAUCUGGCUGCUGAAAACGUCGAGAAGCCUGAGGAACACGUCGAGGAGCAGCACAUUGCUGUCACCGAGGCUGAACCUGUUGAAGGCGAGAAGCCCGCUGAGGAUGUUGCCGUGGUCCACCACGAGGCCGAAGAAAUCAAGCCAACUGAGGAGGGCGCGGCUCAGCACAUCGACGAUCAACAAAUCGCUUCUGAUUCGACCGAGGCUCAACCAACUGAAACCCCAGCUGCCGAUCUGGCUGCUGAAAACGUCGAGAAGCCUGAGGAACACGUCGAGGAGCAGCACAUUGCUGUCACCGAGGCUGAACCUGUUGAAGGCGAGAAACCCGCUGAGGAUGUUGCCGUCGUCCACCACGAGGCCGAAGAGACCAAGCCAACUGAGGAGGGCGAGGCUCAGCAACUGGACGACCAACAAAUCGCUUCUGAUUCGACCGAGGCUCAACCAACUGAAGCCCCAGCUGCCGAUCUGGCUGCUGAACAAGUCGAGCAGCCUGAGGAACACGUCGAGGAGCAGCACAUUGCUGUCACCGAGGCUGAACCUGUUGAAGGCGAGAAACCCGCUGAGGAUGUUGCCGUCGUCCACCACGAGGCCGAAGAGACCAAGCCAACUGAGGAGGGCGAGGCUCAGCAACUCGACGACCAACAAAUCGCUUCUGACUCGACCGAGGCUCCACCAACUGAAGCCCCAGCUGCCGAUCUGGCUGCUGAAAACGUCGAGAAGCCUGAGGAACACGUCGAGGAGCAGCACAUUGCUGUCACCGAGGCUGAACCUGUUGAAGGCGAGAAACCCGCUGAGGAUGUUGCCGUCGUCCACCACGAGGCCGAAGAGACCAAGCCAACUGAGGAGGGCGAGGCUCAGCAACUCGACGACCAACAAAUCGCUUCUGAUUCGACCGAGGCUCAACCAACUGAAGCCCCAGCUGCCGAUCUGGCUGCUGAACAAGUCGAGAAGCCUGAGGAACACGUCGAGGAGCAGCACAUUGCUGUCACCGAGGCUGAACCUGUUGAAGGCGAGAAACCCGCUGAGGAUUUUGCCGUCGUCCACCACGAGGCCGAAGAGACCAAGCCAACUGAGGAGGGCGAGGCUCAGCAACUCGACGACGAACAAAUCGCUUCUGAUUCGACCGAGGCUCAACCAACUGAAGCCCCAGCUGCCGAUCUGGCUGCUGAACAAGUCGAGAAGCCUGAGGAACACGUCGAGGAGCAGCACAUUGCUGUCACCGAGGCUGAACCUGUUGAAGGCGAGAAACCCGCUGAGGAUGUUGCCGUCGUCCAUCACGAGGCCGAAGAGACCAAGCCAACUGAGGAGGGCGAGGUUCAGCAACUGGACGACCAACAAAUCGCUUCUGAUUCGACCGAGGCUCAACCAACUGAAGCCCCAGCUGCCGAUCUGGCUGCUGAACAAGUCGAGCAGCCUGAGGAACACGUCGAGGAGCAGCACAUUGCUGUCACCGAGGCUGAACCUGUUGAAGGCGAGAAACCCGCUGAGGAUGUUGCCGUCGUCCACCACGAGGCCGAAGAGACCAAGCCAACUGAGGAGGGCGAGGUUCAGCAACUGGACGACCAACAAAUCGCUUCUGAUUCGACCGAGGCUCAACCAACUGAAGCCCCAGCUGCCGAUCUGGCUGCUGAAAACGUCGAGAAGCCUGAAGAACACGUCGAGGAGCAGCACAUUGCUGUCACCGAGGCUGAACCUGUUGAAGGCGAGAAACCCGCUGAGGAUGUUGCCGUCGUCCACCACGAGGCCGAAGAGACCAAGCCAACUGAGGAGGGCGAGGUUCAGCAACUGGACGACCAACAAAUCGCUUCUGAUUCGACCGAGGCUCAACCAACUGAAGCCCCAGCUGCCGAUCUGGCUGCUGAACAAGUCGAGCAGCCUGAGGAACACGUCGAGGAGCAGCACAUUGCUGUCACCGAGGCUGAACCUGUUGAAGGCGAGAAACACGCUGAGGAUGUCGCCGUCGUCCACCACGAGGCCGAAGAGACCAAGCCAACUGAGGAGGGCGCGGCUCAGCACAUCGACGAUCAACAAAUCGCUUCUGAUUCGACCGAGGCUCAACCAACUGAAGCCCCAGCUGCCGAUCUGGCUGCUGAAAACGUCGAGAAGCCUGAGGAACACGUCGAGGAGCAGCACAUUGCUGUCACCGAGGCUGAACCUGUUGAAGGCGAGAAACCCGCUGAGGAUGUUGCGGAGCGCGAGGCUCAGCAACUCGACGAUCAACAAAUCGCUUCCGAUUCGACCGAAGCUCAACCAACUGAAGCCCCAGCUGCCGAUCUGGCUGCUGAAAACGUCGACAAGCCUGAGGAACACGUCGAGGAGCAGCACAUUGCUGUCACCGAGGCUGAACCUGUUGAAGGCGAGAAACCCGCUGAGGAUGUUGCCGUCGUCCACCACGAGGCCGAAGAGACCAAGCCAACUGAGGAGGGCGAGGCUCAGCAACUGGACGACCAACAAAUCGCUUCUGAUUCGACCGAGGCUCAACCAACUGAAGCCCCAGCUGCCGAUCUGGCUGCUGAACAAGUCGAGCAGCCUGAGGAACACGUCGAGGAGCAGCACAUUGCUGUCACCGAGGCUGAACCUGUUGAAGGCGAGAAACCCGCUGAGGAUGUUGCCGUCGUCCACCACGAGGCCGAAGAGACCAAGCCAACUGAGGAGGGCGAGGCUCAGCAACUGGACGACCAACAAAUCGCUUCUGAUUCGACCGAGGCUCAACCAACUGAAGCCCCAGCUGCCGAUCUGACUGCUGAAAACGUCGAGAAGCCUGAGGAACACGUCGAGGAGCAGCACAUUGCUGUCACCGAGGCUGAACCUGUUGAAGGCGAGAAACCCGCUGAGGAUGUUGCCGUCGUCCAUCACGAGGCCGAAGAGACCAAGCCAACUGAGGAGGGCGAGGCUCAGCAACUCGACGACCAACAAAUCGCUUCUGACUCGACCGAGGCUCCACCAACUGAAGCCCCAGCUGCCGAUCUGGCUGCUGAAAACGUCGAGAAGCCUGAGGAACACGUCGAGGAGCAGCACAUUGCUGUCACCGAGGCUGAACCUGUUGAAGGCGAGAAACCCGCUGAGGAUGUUGCCGUCGUCCACCACGAGGCCGAAGAGACCAAGCCAACUGAGGAGGGCGAGGUUCAGCAACUGGACGACCAACAAAUCGCUUCUGAUUCGACCGAGGCUCAACCAACUGAAGCCCCAGCUGCCGAUCUGGCUGCUGAACAAGUCGAGCAGCCUGAGGAACACGUCGAGGAGCAGCACAUUGCUGUCACCGAGGCUGAACCUGUUGAAGGCGAGAAACCCGCUGAGGAUGUUGCCGUCGUCCAUCACGAGGCCGAAGAGACCAAGCCAACUGAGGAGGGCGAGGCUCAGCAACUCGACGACCAACAAAUCGCUUCUGACUCGACCGAGGCUCCACCAACUGAAGCCCCAGCUGCCGAUCUGGCUGCUGAAAACGUCGAGAAGCCUGAGGAACACGUCGAGGAGCAGCACAUUGCUGUCACCGAGGCUGAACCUGUUGAAGGCGAGAAACCCGCUGAGGAUGUUGCCGUCGUCCAUCACGAGGCCGAAGAGACCAAGCCAACUGAGGAGGGCGAGGCUCAGCAACUCGACGACCAACAAAUCGCUUCUGACUCGACCGAGGCUCCACCAACUGAAGCCCCAGCUGCCGAUCUGGCUGCUGAAAACGUCGAGAAGCCUGAGGAACACGUCGAGGAGCAGCACAUUGCUGUCACCGAGGCUGAACCUGUUGAAGGCGAGAAACCCGCUGAGGAUGUUGCCGUCGUCCAUCACGAGGCCGAAGAGACCAAGCCAACUGAGGAGGGCGAGGCUCAGCAACUCGACGACCAACAAAUCGCUUCUGACUCGACCGAGGCUCCACCAACUGAAGCCCCAGCUGCCGAUCUGGCUGCUGAAAACGUCGAGAAGCCUGAGGAACACGUCGAGGAGCAGCACAUUGCUGUCACCGAGGCUGAACCUGUUGAAGGCGAGAAACCCGCUGAGGAUGUUGCGGUGGUCCACCUCGAGGCCGAAGAAACCAAGCCAACUGAGGAGCGCGAGGCUCAGCAACUCGACGAUCAACAAAUCGCUUCCGAUUCGACCGAAGCUCAACCAACUGAAGCCCCAGCUGCCGAUCUGGCUGCUGAAAACGUCGACAAGCCUGAGGAACACGUCGAGGAGCAGCACAUUGCUGUCACCGAGGCUGAACCUGUUGAAGGCGAGAAACCCGCUGAGGAUGUUGCCGUCGUCCACCACGAGGCCGAAGAGACCAAGCCAACUGAGGAGGGCGAGGCUCAGCAACUGGACGACCAACAAAUCGCUUCUGAUUCGACCGAGGCUCAACCAACUGAAGCCCCAGCUGCCGAUCUGGCUGCUGAACAAGUCGAGCAGCCUGAGGAACACGUCGAGGAGCAGCACAUUGCUGUCACCGAGGCUGAACCUGUUGAAGGCGAGAAACCCGCUGAGGAUGUUGCCGUCGUCCACCACGAGGCCGAAGAGACCAAGCCAACUGAGGAGGGCGAGGCUCAGCAACUGGACGACCAACAAAUCGCUUCUGAUUCGACCGAGGCUCAACCAACUGAAGCCCCAGCUGCCGAUCUGACUGCUGAAAACGUCGAGAAGCCUGAGGAACACGUCGAGGAGCAGCACAUUGCUGUCACCGAGGCUGAACCUGUUGAAGGCGAGAAACCCGCUGAGGAUGUUGCCGUCGUCCAUCACGAGGCCGAAGAGACCAAGCCAACUGAGGAGGGCGAGGCUCAGCAACUCGACGACCAACAAAUCGCUUCUGACUCGACCGAGGCUCCACCAACUGAAGCCCCAGCUGCCGAUCUGGCUGCUGAAAACGUCGAGAAGCCUGAGGAACACGUCGAGGAGCAGCACAUUGCUGUCACCGAGGCUGAACCUGUUGAAGGCGAGAAACCCGCUGAGGAUGUUGCCGUCGUCCACCACGAGGCCGAAGAGACCAAGCCAACUGAGGAGGGCGAGGUUCAGCAACUGGACGACCAACAAAUCGCUUCUGAUUCGACCGAGGCUCAAACAACUGAAGCCCCAGCUGCCGAUCUGGCUGCUGAACAAGUCGAGCAGCCUGAGGAACACGUCGAGGAGCAGCACAUUGCUGUCACCGAGGCUGAACCUGUUGAAGGCGAGAAACCCGCUGAGGAUGUUGCCGUCGUCCAUCACGAGGCCGAAAAGACCAAGCCAACUGAGGAGGGCGAGGCUCAGCAACUCGACGACCAACAAAUCGCUUCUGACUCGACCGAGGCUCCACCAACUGAAGCCCCAGCUGCCGAUCUGGCUGCUGAAAACGUCGAGAAGCCUGAGGAACACGUCGAGGAGCAGCACAUUGCUGUCACCGAGGCUGAACCUGUUGAAGGCGAGAAACCCGCUGAGGAUGUUGCCGUCGUCCAUCACGAGGCCGAAGAGACCAAGCCAACUGAGGAGGGCGAGGCUCAGCAACUCGACGACCAACAAAUCGCUUCUGACUCGACCGAGGCUCCACCAACUGAAGCCCCAGCUGCCGAUCUGGCUGCUGAAAACGUCGAGAAGCCUGAGGAACACGUCGAGGAGCAGCACAUUGCUGUCACCGAGGCUGAACCUGUUGAAGGCGAGAAACCCGCUGAGGAUGUUGCCGUCGUCCACCACGAGGCCGAAGAGACCAAGCCAACUGAGGAGGGCGAGGUUCAGCAACUGGACGACCAACAAAUCGCUUCUGAUUCGACCGAGGCUCAACCAACUGAAGCCCCAGCUGCCGAUCUGGCUGCUGAACAAGUCGAGCAGCCUGAGGAACACGUCGAGGAGCAGCACAUUGCUGUCACCGAGGCUGAACCUGUUGAAGGCGAGAAACCCGCUGAGGAUGUUGCCGUCGUCCACCACGAGGCCGAAGAGACCAAGCCAACUGAGGAGGGCGAGGUUCAGCAACUGGACGACCAACAAAUCGCUUCUGAUUCGACCGAGGCUCAACCAACUGAAGCCCCAGCUGCCGAUCUGGCUGCUGAAAACGUCGAGAAGCCUGAGGAACACGUCGAGGAGCAGCACAUUGCUGUCACCGAGGCUGAACCUGUUGAAGGCGAGAAACCCGCUGAGGAUGUUGCCGUCGUCCACCACGAGGCCGAAGAGACCAAGCCAACUGAGGAGGGCGAGGCUCAGCAACUGGACGACCAACAAAUCGCUUCUGAUUCGACCGAGGCUCAACCAACUGAAGCCCCAGCCGCCGAUCUGACUGCUGAAAACGUCGAGAAGCCUGAGGAACACGUCGAGGAGCAGCACAUUGCUGUCACCGAGGCUGAACCUGUUGAAGGCGAGAAACCCGCUGAGGAUGUUGCCGUCGUCCAUCACGAGGCCGAAGAGACCAAGCCAACUGAGGAGGGCGAGGCUCAGCAACUCGACGACCAACAAAUCGCUUCUGACUCGACCGAGGCUCCACCAACUGAAGCCCCAGCUGCCGAUCUGGCUGCUGAAAACGUCGAGAAGCCUGAGGAACACGUCGAGGAGCAGCACAUUGCUGUCACCGAGGCUGAACCUGUUGAAGGCGAGAAACCCGCUGAGGAUGUUGCGGUGGUCCACCUCGAGGCCGAAGAAACCAAGCCAACUGAGGAGCGCGAGGCUCAGCAACUCGACGAUCAACAAAUCGCUUCCGAUUCGACCGAAGCUCAACCAACUGAAGCCCCAGCUGCCGAUCUGGCUGCUGAAAACGUCGACAAGCCUGAGGAACACGUCGAGGAGCAGCACAUUGCUGUCACCGAGGCUGAACCUGUUGAAGGCGAGAAACCCGCUGAGGAUGUUGCCGUCGUCCACCACGAGGCCGAAGAGACCAAGCCAACUGAGGAGGGCGAGGCUCAGCAACUGGACGACCAACAAAUCGCUUCUGAUUCGACCGAGGCUCAACCAACUGAAGCCCCAGCUGCCGAUCUGGCUGCUGAACAAGUCGAGCAGCCUGAGGAACACGUCGAGGAGCAGCACAUUGCUGUCACCGAGGCUGAACCUGUUGAAGGCGAGAAACCCGCUGAGGAUGUUGCCGUCGUCCACCACGAGGCCGAAGAGACCAAGCCAACUGAGGAGGGCGAGGCUCAGCAACUGGACGACCAACAAAUCGCUUCUGAUUCGACCGAGGCUCAACCAACUGAAGCCCCAGCUGCCGAUCUGACUGCUGAAAACGUCGAGAAGCCUGAGGAACACGUCGAGGAGCAGCACAUUGCUGUCACCGAGGCUGAACCUGUUGAAGGCGAGAAACCCGCUGAGGAUGUUGCCGUCGUCCAUCACGAGGCCGAAGAGACCAAGCCAACUGAGGAGGGCGAGGCUCAGCAACUCGACGACCAACAAAUCGCUUCUGACUCGACCGAGGCUCCACCAACUGAAGCCCCAGCUGCCGAUCUGGCUGCUGAAAACGUCGAGAAGCCUGAGGAACACGUCGAGGAGCAGCACAUUGCUGUCACCGAGGCUGAACCUGUUGAAGGCGAGAAACCCGCUGAGGAUGUUGCCGUCGUCCACCACGAGGCCGAAGAGACCAAGCCAACUGAGGAGGGCGAGGUUCAGCAACUGGACGACCAACAAAUCGCUUCUGAUUCGACCGAGGCUCAACCAACUGAAGCCCCAGCUGCCGAUCUGGCUGCUGAACAAGUCGAGCAGCCUGAGGAACACGUCGAGGAGCAGCACAUUGCUGUCACCGAGGCUGAACCUGUUGAAGGCGAGAAACCCGCUGAGGAUGUUGCCGUCGUCCAUCACGAGGCCGAAGAGACCAAGCCAACUGAGGAGGGCGAGGCUCAGCAACUCGACGACCAACAAAUCGCUUCUGACUCGACCGAGGCUCCACCAACUGAAGCCCCAGCUGCCGAUCUGGCUGCUGAAAACGUCGAGAAGCCUGAGGAACACGUCGAGGAGCAGCACAUUGCUGUCACCGAGGCUGAACCUGUUGAAGGCGAGAAACCCGCUGAGGAUGUUGCCGUCGUCCAUCACGAGGCCGAAGAGACCAAGCCAACUGAGGAGGGCGAGGCUCAGCAACUCGACGACCAACAAAUCGCUUCUGACUCGACCGAGGCUCCACCAACUGAAGCCCCAGCUGCCGAUCUGGCUGCUGAAAACGUCGAGAAGCCUGAGGAACACGUCGAGGAGCAGCACAUUGCUGUCACCGAGGCUGAACCUGUUGAAGGCGAGAAACCCGCUGAGGAUGUUGCCGUCGUCCACCACGAGGCCGAAGAGACCAAGCCAACUGAGGAGGGCGAGGUUCAGCAACUGGACGACCAACAAAUCGCUUCUGAUUCGACCGAGGCUCAACCAACUGAAGCCCCAGCUGCCGAUCUGGCUGCUGAACAAGUCGAGCAGCCUGAGGAACACGUCGAGGAGCAGCACAUUGCUGUCACCGAGGCUGAACCUGUUGAAGGCGAGAAACCCGCUGAGGAUGUUGCCGUCGUCCACCACGAGGCCGAAGAGACCAAGCCAACUGAGGAGGGCGAGGUUCAGCAACUGGACGACCAACAAAUCGCUUCUGAUUCGACCGAGGCUCAACCAACUGAAGCCCCAGCUGCCGAUCUGGCUGCUGAAAACGUCGAGAAGCCUGAGGAACACGUCGAGGAGCAGCACAUUGCUGUCACCGAGGCUGAACCUGUUGAAGGCGAGAAACCCGCUGAGGAUGUUGCCGUCGUCCACCACGAGGCCGAAGAGACCAAGCCAACUGAGGAGGGCGAGGCUCAGCAACUGGACGACCAACAAAUCGCUUCUGAUUCGACCGAGGCUCAACCAACUGAAGCCCCAGCCGCCGAUCUGACUGCUGAAAACGUCGAGAAGCCUGAGGAACACGUCGAGGAGCAGCACAUUGCUGUCACCGAGGCUGAACCUGUUGAAGGCGAGAAACCCGCUGAGGAUGUUGCCGUCGUCCAUCACGAGGCCGAAGAGACCAAGCCAACUGAGGAGGGCGAGGCUCAGCAACUCGACGACCAACAAAUCGCUUCUGACUCGACCGAGGCUCCACCAACUGAAGCCCCAGCUGCCGAUCUGGCUGCUGAAAACGUCGAGAAGCCUGAGGAACACGUCGAGGAGCAGCACAUUGCUGUCACCGAGGCCGAACCUGUUGAAGGCGAGAAACCCGCUGAGGAUGUUGCCGUCGUCCACCACGAGGCCGAAGAGACCAAGCCAACUGAGGAGGGCGAGGUUCAGCAACUGGACGACCAACAAAUCGCUUCUGAUUCGACCGAGGCUCAACCAACUGAAGCCCCAGCUGCCGAUCUGGCUGCUGAACAAGUCGAGCAGCCUGAGGAACACGUCGAGGAGCAGCACAUUGCUGUCACCGAGGCUGAACCUGUUGAAGGCGAGAAACCCGCUGAGGAUGUUGCCGUCGUCCACCACGAGGCCGAAGAGACCAAGCCAACUGAGGAGGGCGAGGUUCAGCAACUGGACGACCAACAAAUCGCUUCUGAUUCGACCGAGGCUCAACCAACUGAAGCCCCAGCUGCCGAUCUGGCUGCUGAACAAGUCGAGCAGCCUGAGGAACACGUCGAGGAGCAGCACAUUGCUGUCACCGAGGCUGAACCUGUUGAAGGCGAGAAACCCGCUGAGGAUGUUGCCGUCGUCCACCACGAGGCCGAAGAGACCAAGCCAACUGAGGAGGGCGAGGUUCAGCAACUGGACGACCAACAAAUCGCUUCUGAUUCGACCGAGGCUCAACCAACUGAAGCCCCAGCUGCCGAUCUGGCUGCUGAAAACGUCGAGAAGCCUGAAGAACACGUCGAGGAGCAGCACAUUCCUGUCACCGAGGCUGAACCUGUUGAAGGCGAGAAACCCGCUGAGGAUGAUGCCGUCGUCCACCACGAGGCCGAAGAGACCAAGCCAACUGAGGAGGGCGAGGUUCAGCAACUGGACGACCAACAAAUCGCUUCUGAUUCGACCGAGGCUCAACCAACUGAAGCCCCAGCUGCCGAUCUGGCUGCUGAAAACGUCGAGAAGCCUGAAGAACACGUCGAGGAGCAGCACAUUGCUGUCACCGAGGCUGAACCUGUUGAAGGCGAGAAACACGCUGAGGAUGUCGCCGUCGUCCACCACGAGGCCGAAGAGACCAAGCCAACUGAGGAGGGCGCGGCUCAGCACAUCGACGAUCAACAAAUCGCUUCUGAUUCGACCGAGGCUCAACCAACUGAAGCCCCAGCUGCCGAUCUGGCUGCUGAAAACGUCGAGAAGCCUGAGGAACACGUCGAGGAGCAGCACAUUGCUGUCACCGAGGCUGAACCUGUUGAAGGCGAGAAGCCCGCUGAGGAUGUUGCCGUGGUCCACCACGAGGCCGAAGAAAUCAAGCCAACUGAGGAGGGCGAGGCUCAGCAACUCGACGAUCAACAAAUCGCUUCCGAUUCGACCGAAGCUCAACCAACUGAAGCCCCAGCUGCCGAUCUGGCUGCUGAAAACGUCGACAAGCCUGAGGAACACGUCGAGGAGCAGCACAUUGCUGUCACCGAGGCUGAACCUGUUGAAGGCGAGAAACCCGCUGAGGAUGUUGCCGUCGUCCACCACGAGGCCGAAGAGACCAAGCCAACUGAGGAGGGCGCGGCUCAGCACAUCGACGAUCAACAACUCGCUUCUGAUUCGACCGAGGCUCAACCAACUGAAGCCCCAGCUGCCGAUCUGGCUGCUGAAAACGUCGAGAAGCCUGAGGAACACGUCGAGGAGCAGCACAUUGCUGUCACCGAGGCUGAACCUGUUGAAGGCGAGAAACCCGCUGAGGAUGUUGCCGUCGUCCACCACGAGGCCGAAGAGACCAAGCCAACUGAGGAGGGCGAGGCUCAGCAACUGGACGACCAACAAAUCGCUUCUGAUUCGACCGAGGCUCAACCAACUGAAGCCCCAGCUGCCGAUCUGGCUGCUGAACAAGUCGAGCAGCCUGAGGAACACGUCGAGGAGCAGCACAUUGCUGUCACCGAGGCUGAACCUGUUGAAGGCGAGAAACCCGCUGAGGAUGUUGCCGUCGUCCACCACGAGGCCGAAGAGACCAAGCCAACUGAGGAGGGCGAGGCUCAGCAACUGGACGACCAACAAAUCGCUUCUGAUUCGACCGAGGCUCAACCAACUGAAGCCCCAGCUGCCGAUCUGGCUGCUGAAAACGUCGAGAAGCCUGAGGAACACGUCGAGGAGCAGCACAUUGCUGUCACCGAGGCUGAACCUGUUGAAGGCGAGAAACCCGCUGAGGAUGUUGCCGUCGUCCACCACGAGGCCGAAGAGACCAAGCCAACUGAGGAGGGCGAGGCUCAGCAACUGGACGACCAACAAAUCGCUUCUGAUUCGACCGAGGCUCAACCAACUGAAGCCCCAGCUGCCGAUCUGGCUGCUGAACAAGUCGAGCAGCCUGAGGAACACGUCGAGGAGCAGCACUUUGCUGUCACCGAGGCUGAACCUGUUGAAGGCGAGAAACCCGCUGAGGAUGUUGCCGUCGUCCACCACGAGGCCGAAGAGACCAAGCCAACUGAGGAGGGCGAGGCUCAGCAACUGGACGACCAACAAAUCGCUUCUGAUUCGACCGAGGCUCAACCAACUGAAGCCCCAGCUGCCGAUCUGGCUGCUGAACAAGUCGAGCAGCCUGAGGAACACGUCGAGGAGCAGCACAUUGCUGUCACCGAGGCUGAACCUGUUGAAGGCGAGAAACCCGCUGAGGAUGUUGCCGUCGUCCACCACGAGGCCGAAGAGACCAAGCCAACUGAGGAGGGCGCGGCUCAGCACAUCGACGAUCAACAAAUCGCUUCUGAUUCGACCGAGGCUCAACCAACUGAAGCCCCAGCUGCCGAUCUGGCUGCUGAAAACGUCGAGAAGCCUGAGGAACACGUCGAGGAGCAGCACAUUGCUGUCACCGAGGCUGAACCUGUUGAAGGCGAGAAACCCGCUGAGGAUGUUGCCGUCGUCCACCACGAGGCCGAAGAGACCAAGCCAACUGAGGAGGGCGAGGCUCAGCAACUCGACGACGAACAAAUCGCUUCUGAUUCGACCGAGGCUCAACCAACUGAAGCCCCAGCUGCCGAUCUGGCUGCUGAACAAGUCGAGAAGCCUGAGGAACACGUCGAGGAGCAGCACAUUGCUGUCACCGAGGCUGAACCUGUUGAAGGCGAGAAACCCGCUGAGGAUGUUGCCGUCGUCCACCACGAGGCCGAAGAGACCAAGCCAACUGAGGAGGGCGAGGCUCAGCAACUCGACGACCAACAAAUCGCUUCUGACUCGACCGAGGCUCCACCAACUGAAGCCCCAGCUGCCGAUCUGGCUGCUGAAAACGUCGAGAAGCCUGAGGAACACGUCGAGGAGCAGCACAUUGCUGUCACCGAGGCUGAACCUGUUGAAGGCGAGAAGCCCGCUGAGGAUGUUACCGUCGUCCACCACGAGGCCGAAGAGACCAAGCCAACUGAGGAGGGCGAGGCUCAGCAACUCGACGACCAACAAAUCGCUUCUGACUCGACCGAGGCUCAACCAACUGAAGCCCCAGCUGCCGAUCUGGCUGCUGAAAACGUCGAGAAGCCUGAGGAACACGUCGAGGAGCAGCACAUUGCUGUCACCGAGGCUGAACCUGUUGAAUGCGAGAAACCCGCUGAGGAUGUUGCCGUCGUCCACCACGAGGCCGAAGAGACCAAGCCAACCGAGGAGGGCGAGGCUCAGCAACUCGACGACCAACAAAUCGCUUCUGACUCGACCGAGGCUCCACCAACUGAAGCCCCAGCUGCCGAUCUGGCUGCUGAAAACGUCGAGAAGCCUGAGGAACACGUCGAGGAGCAGCACAUUGCUGUCACCGAGGCUGAACCUGUUGAAGGCGAGAAGCCCGCUGAGGAUGUUACCGUCGUCCACCACGAGGCCGAAGAGACCAAGCCAACUGAGGAGGGCGAGGCUCAGCAACUCGACGACCAACAAAUCGCUUCUGACUCGACCGAGGCUCAACCAACUGAAGCCCCAGCUGCCGAUCUGGCUGCUGAAAACGUCGAGAAGCCUGAGGAACACGUCGAGGAGCAGCACAUUGCUGUCACCGAGGCUGAACCUGUUGAAGGCGAGAAACACGCUGAGGAUGUUGCCGUCGUCCACCACGAGGCCGAAGAGACCAAGCCAACUGAGGAGGGCGAGGCUCAGCAACUCGACGAUCAACAAAUCGCUUCUGAUUCGACCGAGGCUCAACCAACUGAAGCCCCAGCUGCCGAUCUGGCUGCUGAACAAGUCGAGAAGCCUGAGAAACACGUCGAGGAGCAGCACAUUGCUGUCACCGAGGCUGAACCUGUUGAAGGCGAGAAACCCGCUGAGGAUGUUGCAGUCGUCCACCACGAGGCCGAAGAGACCAAGCCAACUGAGGAGGGCGAGGCUCAGCAACUCGACGAUCAACAAGUCGCUUCCGAUUCGACCGAGGCUCAACCAACUGAAGCCCCAGCUGCCGAUCUGGCUGCUGAACAAGUCGAGAAGCCUGAGAAACACGUCGAGGAGCAGCACAUUGCUGUCACCGAGGCUGAACCUGUUGAAGGCGAGAAACCCGCUGAGGAUGUUGCCGUCGUCCACCACGAGGCCGAAGAGACCAAGCCAACUGAGGAGGGCGAUGCUCAGCAACUCGACGACCAACAAAUCGCUUCUGACUCGACCGAGGCUCAACCAACUGAAGCCCCAGCUGCCGACCUGGCUGCUGAAAACGUCGAGAAGCUUGAGGAACACGUCGAGGAGCAGCACAUUGCUGUCACCGAGGCUGAACCUGUUGAAGGCGAGAAACCCGCUGAGGAUGUUACCGUCGUCCACCACGAGGCCGAAGAGACCAAGCCAACUGAGGAGGGCGAGGCUGAAGUUCAGCACCUCGACGACCAAGACAUCGCUUCCGAUUCCACCGAAGCUCAACCAACUGAAGCCCCAGCUGCCGAUCUGGCUGCUGAACAAGUCGAGAAGCCUGAGGAACACGUCGAGGAGCAGCACAUUGCUGUCACCGAGGCUGAACCUUUUGAAGGCGAGAAACCCGCUGAGGAUGUUGCCGUCGUCCACCACGAGGCCGAAGAGACCAAGCCAACUGAGGAGGGCGAGGCUCAGCAACUCGACGAUCAACAAAUCGUUUCUGACUCGACCGAGGCUCUACCAACUGAAGCCCCAGCUGCCGAUCUGGCUGCUGAACAAGUCGAGAAGCCUGAGGAACACGUCGAGGAGCAGCACAUUGCUGUCACCGAGGCUGAACCUGUUGAAGGCGAGAAACCCGCUGAGGAUGUUACCGUCGUCCACCACGAGGCCGAAGAGACCAAGCCAACUGAGGAGGGCGAGGCUCAGCAACUCGACGAUCAACAAAUCGUUUCUGACUCGACCGAGGCUCUACCAACUGAAGCCCCAGCUGCCGAUCUGGCUGCUGAACAAGUCGAGAAGCCUGAGGAACACGUCGAGGAGCAGCACAUUGCUGUCACCGAGGCUGAACCUGUUGAAGGCGACAAACCCGCUGAGGAUGUUCCCGUCGUCCACCACGAGGCCGAAGACACCAAGCCAACUGAGGAGGGCGAGGCUCAGCAACUCAACGACCAACAAAUCGCUUCUGAUCCGACCGAGGCUCAACCAUCUGAAGCCCCAGCUGCCGAUCUGGCUGCUGAACAAGUCGAGAAGCCUGCGGAACACGGCGAGGAGCAGCACAUUGCUGUCACCGAGGCUGAACCUGUUGAAGGCGAGAAACCCGCUGAGGAUGUCGCCGUGGUCCACCACGAGGCCGAAGAAACCAAGCCAACUGAGGGGGGCGAGGCUCAAGAUCAGCACCUCGACGACCAACAAAUCGCUUCCGAUUCGACCAAAGCUCAACCAACUGAAGCCCCAGCUGCCGAUCUGGCUGCUGAAAACGUCGAGAAGCCUGAGGAACACGGCGAGGAGCAGCACAUUGCUGUCACCGAGCCUGAACCUGUUGAAGGCGAGAAACCCGCUGAGGAUGUUGCCGUCGUCCACCACGAGGCCGAAGAGACCAAGCCAACUGAGGAGGGCGAGGCUCAGCAACUCGACGACCAACAAAUCGCUUCUGAUCCGACCGAGGCUCAACCAUCUGAAGCCCCAGCUGCCGAUCUGGCUGCUGAACAAGUCGAGAAGCCUGCGGAACACGUCGACGAGCAGCACAUUGCUGUCGCCGAAUCCCAACCUUACUUUGUCGAGGAUGGCAGUGAGGUUCGCACCCGUGGAAAGCGUGAUGCCGGAUUCGAAGAGCGGGAGGUAGUCGACCCCUCCUAUGCAUCCGUUCCCCUUGUGAGAACUGCUGCCUCGAGCAGCGUCACUUCCAACUUUAUCCCCACCAAACGGGUAGCCGCCACCGCUUCAUUCGCCGUCGGGUCGGCGAUGAAGAUGAGCAGCGACGCGAAGGAGGUGACGUUGGCCUGGAAGGCCAACAAGAUGCCAGCCGUGGCGGAAGAUCUAAAGGUCGGCCAGAUCGAGGUGGGAGGAGCUGGACAUGGUGAAUUUAAAGUUAAACGUGAGGCGGCCUUUACCAGCGCUUCUGGAAAGCCGUGGCCGAAGCGUUGCCGUUGCAUCGUGAUGGACGUGAUCCUGAUCGCCGGCGAACACCGUGCGGGUGCCACGGUCCGGGUCGGGCCCCGCAAGUAUUACGACAAGGCG